CGGGGCCUGGAGUGGACUGGGCGUGGGGGGGCCCACUCGGCAGGCUGCGGGGUGGAAGAGGAGGCGGGGCCUAGGGGGCUGCUGGGGCGGAGCAAGGGCUGGGAGGAGCCUGAGCUGGGCGGAGCUUAAAGUAGAAGUGGGUGGGGCGUGGAGGAGGGAGAGUGCGUGGGUGGAAAGUGGGAGGGGCUUAGGCAAAGGGGUGGGGUUUGAUAAAGGGGCGUGGCUCAUAAAGAAUGGUGGGUAGGCCCUCGGUUGAGCGGUAGAAGGAAAUUCAUUGAGGCUGGUUGGGGAAAGGGAGCCCAAGAAGCAGGAGGGUGGAGUUUAGAGUAGAAGGGGUGGUGUUUGUCUGGGGUGUCGCUUAGAGAAGUAGGUAGGCCUAGCGAGGAGGGCGGAGUUUAGGGGUGUAAUUUGGAGGGGUUUAGUGCAACUACCAGGUCUUUAUAAUGAAUGUGGAAAGGGCUUGCAGGGAAUGGGAAUAGACUUCGUGGAGAAGUCCUGAGAAGGUGACAGGAGGCCAGCGGACAGUCGUAGACAGGAUGUGGCUUCUUGAAAAAUUGGCUGGAGUUUUGGAAGCGGGUCUUAGUGGAGAAGAGAGGGGCUUGGAGACGUCAAAUAACUUAGCAAGCAUGGUAGGACUUGGAGAGAAAACCGGGAGGCAGUUACGGGAUGAUCAUCAUCCAAACAGCUUACUCUUUGCGGCUUUGCUGUGCACCAGCUUAAGUAGGCACGUAGCACUGAUUGCCACAAUUUUACUUAAUUCUCGCCACUACUCUGUGAGAGAGAGCCCACACACACCACUAUAUUCCCCGUCACCAUGGAUGAUGUCCCGGCCCCAACCCCCUCACCAGCACCGCCCGCUGCUGCCGCCCCCCGGGUCCCGUUUCACUGCAGUGAGUGUGGCAAGAGCUUUCGCUACCGCUCAGACCUCCGGCGCCACUUCGCCCGACACACAGCGCUCAAGCCCCACGCGUGUCCGCGCUGCGGCAAGGGCUUCAAGCACAGCUUCAACCUAGCCAACCACCUGCGCUCGCACACCGGGGAGCGGCCCUACCGCUGCUCUGCCUGCCCCAAGGGGUUCCGAGACUCCACCGGCCUGCUGCACCACCAGGUCCAGCUUCUGCAUCUAUCACAGAGUGACCAGGUUGUCCACACCGGCGAGAAGCCCUACUGCUGCCUGGUCUGCGAGCUCCGCUUCUCCUCACGCUCCAGCCUGGGCCGCCACCUCAAGCGCCAGCACCGCGGGGUCCUCCCCUCUCCCCUGCAGCCCGGCCCUGGCCUGCCCGCCCUGAGCGCGCCCUGCUCCGUCUGCUGCAAUGUGGGGCCCUGCUCGGUGUGCGGGGGCGCGGGGGCCGGCGGCGGAGAGGGCCCGGAGGCGGCGGGCGCGGGCCUGGGCGGCUGGGGGCUGGCGGAGGCGGCAGCCGCGGCCGCAGCCUCGCUGCCCCCGUUCGCGUGCGGGGCCUGCGCGCGGCGCUUCGACCACGGCCGCGAGCUGGCCGCCCACUGGGCCGCGCACACCGACGUGAAGCCCUUCAAGUGCCCGCGCUGCGAGCGCGACUUCAACGCGCCCGCGCUGCUGGAGCGGCACAAGCUGACGCACGACCUGCAGGGCCCGGGCGCGCCCCCCGCGCAGGCCUGGGCGGCCGGGGCAGGCGCGGGGCCCGAGACGGCGGCGGCGGGCGAAGGCGGCGCUCCUCCCGCUGCGGCUUCGGACGGCCGGCUGCUCCUGCGCCCCGCGGGGGGCGGGGUGCCCAAGCUCGGGGGGCUGCUCCCAGAGGGCAGCGGGGAGGCACCUGCGCCCGCGGCGGCGGCCGAGCCCUCGGAAGACACCCUGUACCAGUGCGACUGCGGGACCUUCUUCGCGUCGGCCGCGGCCCUGGCCAGCCACCUGGAGGCCCACUCGGGCCCGGCCACCUACGGCUGCGGCCACUGCGGGGCCCUGUACGCGGCGCUGGCCGCCUUGGAGGAGCACCGGCGGGUCAGCCACGGCGAGGGCGGCGGGGAGGAGGCGGCGGCGGCGGCCCGGGAGGGAGAGCCAGCGUCCGGGGAGCCCGCGUCCGGCUCGGGCCGCGGCAAGAAGAUCUUCGGCUGCUCUGAGUGCGAGAAGCUGUUCCGCUCGCCGCGCGACCUGGAGCGGCACGUGCUGGUGCACACGGGCGAGAAGCCGUUCCCGUGCCUGGAGUGCGGCAAGUUUUUCCGCCACGAGUGCUACCUCAAGCGCCACCGGCUGCUGCACGGCACCGAGCGGCCCUUCCCCUGCCAUAUCUGUGGCAAGGGCUUCAUCACGCUCAGCAACCUCUCCAGGCACCUGAAGCUGCACCGAGGCAUGGACUGACCCCAGGCUGCGCCCUGCCCUCCGCCCAGCCACCUGGACCCGGGGACCUUGGGACUGCGAGUGAGGCCCCGGCCCUCCAAAUCCAGACGCAGGCCCUGAAAUGAGGGGACCCUGGCUGGAGAGGUGGAGAACACCAAAAACCCACAACAGGCCCCAGAUCUAGGGGACCACAAACAAACAGGGUCCUUGGCUGGGGCAGGGGAGCCUGAAUCCAGGGAGAGACUCCUGAGCCUGAGGUCCCUGGAAUGAGUGUGGGUAACCCUAAGUCCCCAAGACAUGGAGACUUUGCAGCGAGCAAUGGGUCUCCUAAGUACCUCUCAUCUUGAGGGCCCUAAUAAUAAAAGAUGGGUACCCCCCCCUCCAAGGGAAGGCUGCCCCACUCCCUGAGAGCCAUCAUUCCCAACCACCGGGAUCUGGAGAAUGUGGAGGGACCAUGUUCCUGAAUUUUCCUAGAUCCCCUCCAAAUGCUACCCACCAGAGUCACUGGUGACCCCCAGAAAAUGAAUAUAGCCGAAAUCUGCCUUUCCCCUUUUUCAUUCCCUGUGCUGAAAGAGGGACCAGGGUAGAUGCCCCCUGCCCUCAAACCACCACCCCCACGCCGACUGUGGAAUUGAUCGACCCUAAUGAUCUUCCCCACCCCAAACACUAGAAUAGACUGUCCUGAGUCCCUUUGCCCAGUAGGAUGGACUGAUCUGUAUGCACACACACCCCCAUGACAUGGAAUGGGCUGGUCCAAGCGGUGGCCUGCACCCCACCUUCCUUAGAGUGAAUAGGGUAGAUACUCCUCCCUUUUCCUGUAGCGAGUGGACCGGUCCACGCCAUUCUCUAUCCUAUGAACUCAUCUGAGUGGGAGGUGGCGGACACUGGGGUUUCCCUCCCCCACUACCAUAGCACCUGUUGGUCUUUCUCUCCAUCUCUGCUGGUUUGUCUGUCUCUGUCUUCUGACCCCAAGGGGAAGGGGGAACUUGGCUAGGAGGUCCCCCGUGAGCCUUGACCUCAUCCCCUCGUGCCUCUCCCCAGUGUCUCCAGGACCCCCAAUAAACCUUGUCCUGUCAGUCGCU
Messenger RNA from Saimiri boliviensis boliviensis (Bolivian squirrel monkey), 3393 nucleotides. The record is from RefSeq and is a predicted model, not a curated record. NCBI's taxonomy places the organism in Eukaryota, Metazoa, Chordata, Mammalia, Primates, Cebidae.